AUGAAACUUCUUAUCUUUACCUGCCUUAUGGCUGUUGCUCUUGCCAGACCUAAACAGUCUUUCAGGUACCGAGAAUUCUUUGAGAAUGAACCAGACAGCAGAGAGCCCUUAUCAGAAGCGUUCAGAGAGGAUCCUGUCAUGGAAGCCUCUCAGCAAAAGGAAUCUGGCAGCAGUUCAUCAAGUGAGGAAGUUGUUCCUAAUAGCAAUGAGCAGAAGCAAACUCAAAAGGAAGAUAUGCCCUCCGAACGCUAUCUGAGAGAGCCUGUGAGAGUAGUGAAUCAGCCUUUCCGACAAUUCUACCAACUUGAUGCCAGUCCCUAUGCUACCUGGUAUUAUCCUCCACAAGUCACACCAUAUGUUGCUCCUCCAUCAUUCUCUGACAUCCCCAAACCCAUUGCCUCUAAGAACAGUGGAAAAACUAUUAUGCCACAGUGGUGGUAA
Molecule: messenger RNA, 441 nt
Organism: Hippopotamus amphibius kiboko
Lineage: Eukaryota; Metazoa; Chordata; Mammalia; Artiodactyla; Hippopotamidae
Gene: CSN1S1
Product: casein alpha s1
Exons: 10
Coding region: 1-441 (146 amino acids)
Biological process (GO): response to estradiol; response to progesterone; response to dehydroepiandrosterone
Cellular component (GO): extracellular region
Source: RefSeq, a predicted model, not a curated record